AUGAGUAUCAAGGGGCCCGAGGUCCGAGAGACUCGGCUUCUCCAGGAUGACGCCCCUCAGAAACAGAGCCGAAAGGCUUCUCUGCCUUUCGCCUUUCAAAGGUCGCGAGACAGUGAAUUUCACAAACAUGGCUGGAAACCAUUGACUCUCAGUGCUCCGGUUCUUUUCUCCUUCGCUUUCAUAUCUUUCCUCCUUGCGGUCAUUAUCGAGAUACUCGCCCAACGAAGCCAGUCUCAAGGAGGCCUCGCCCUUUCGAAAUCAGCUGACGAUAUACCGGCUUUUGCAAACUUCUGCUACCUUUUUCUACCCACGAUCGUUGCCGUCAUAUACAGUUUACUCUGGAGCUGGAUUGACCUUGAUGUCAAGCGAAUGCAACCAUGGCUGGAGAUGUCAAGACCAAAGGGCGCUACAGCAGAAAAGUCGAUGUUUCUGGACUACCCGUACGACUUCAUCGCUUUCGUUCCGAUCAAAGCGGCCAAGAGAAGACAUUGGGCAGUCUUUUACGGCGGAACAGUCAUGGUACUCAUUUUCUGGGUAAUCACACCCCUCCAGAGUGCAAUACUUGGAACGGGCCCGGUCGAUGUAAGACGGCAAGUCAAUAUAUCUGCUACCGAGGCUCUUCGGCCGGCUUCAGAGCACUUCGGAUUGAUGGAUGUGACUAUUCUCAAUGAGGGCUAUGCUCAGACAUGGCUGAACCAGCGAUUUCCACCUUACACGACGCCGGAAUACACGCUGCUCCCUUUUGACACCAAGAGUCAAGCUAUCCAAGGAUCCUCGACCAAUUGGACAGGACCUACCACCAAAUUCUGGACUCAAUUGGCUUGCUGGCCCGCGGAGGUACACAUGAAUGGGGCCCCACGAAAGCAUAACCACGACUUCCUCAAUGGCCGUGGCUGUAAUGCCAGUGAGAUCAACAGCUAUGGGAAUUUUGAAAACGACUUGCCUUACCAGAUGUUGUACAUAGGGUAUCCCUACAGUUCGUGGGUGGACUACUACCUGGGUGCCACUUGCUCGAAGCAAUCAGCAGGCAAUCAGUUUCUGGCCACGUGGGGUCACUCGGACUAUCAGAAGAACGAGAUCAACCUCACAUCUAUAUUCUGCGAGACCAGCUACUACAAGCAGCCUGUCAAUGCCUCCGUCAGAGCUGCUGACCUCGUCCCUUUGGAGAACUCGGUUGUUCCGCUGGGUCCUCGGGAAAGACUUUUGGAAACAGAGUUUAACAUGACAGCUUUCGAGCAUCUACUAGGAGCCGGUGUAUUAACAACGCAACCCGACGGUGCGAACGGCGGUACCAAAGAGUUUCCGUUUGGACGUCUACUGGAACAGCAUCAGCAAGUCGCCAAAUUGGGUAUCAAAUGGCCGAUGGCACCGAUGGCCGGCUUCGCGAUUGGCUCACAAAAGAACGUCAAGACACUCGAUAUUUACCGAGACGAGACCAGCUUGGGCAAUGCUUACAACUCGACACACAAGAUGCUCUUUUCCCUCGCACUCCGUCGGGUCCUCGAAAAUUCCACGAAUACGAACACGACCACUGGCAACAUCGAUGUCGAGCUACACGGUAUCAUUGUCAGCCGAGUCUUCUCCGCUAUCGUCGAAGGAAUGCUAGUUAUUGUUGGGAUUUUCACGACACUCCUAUGGUUGCACGGCUAUAGGGCGCCUAGCCGCUUGACGAUGGACCCCGCCUCCUUAGGAUCACUGAUUAGUCUUUGCCAAAACAGCACUACGCUUCUCGACAAGCUUGCUGGAAAGGGAGCUCUACCCGAGGAUGCCCUCAAGCAAUCUUUCCAAGACUUACGUUUCAAGUUGUUCUGCGGGUGCCAGAGUCGCUCAGGGCAAAUGGUCAUCAAAGUAGUCGAUACCCGAGAUCAGACAAUUGAGGAGCGACGCAUCAGCCUGACCCAGCCAGACACCACCUUUUCCGUCGGCCACUACUCUCCAGUCAAGCCCUUGGCCCUACGCCGAGGUGUUGGUGCUAUGGUAACCUUAUCGAUGAUGGCGGCUGUCGGCGGAUUGGUCUACUUCAAAUUGCUCGAACGGCGCAACAAAGGAAUCGUUCGUCCAAAUGCAAGCUUCGAAGUGCUGCAGAUACUCGAGAACUACGUGCCCACUAUCUUUGCAACUUUGCUGGAGCCCUUUUGGGUGCUCGUCAACAGGCUUCUAUGCAUCCUGCAACCAUUUAAGGACUUAUGGACCGGCAAACGGUCGGCCAAGGGCUCCAUCAAUGCCAGAUACACCUCUCUGCCCCCGCAGCUCGUUUUUUGGAGGGCAGCCAAGUCGGGCCACUUCAUUCUCACGGCCAUGUGCGCGUUAGCCUUGCUGUCUAAUCUUCUAGCUGUUGGUCUCGGUGGUCUCUUCAACGAAAAGCCAAUAGACAUUGAGCGCCCUUACAACUUUCAACAAUCAUUCAUGCCUCGACUGAGUAACGCAUCCGUUUACGGCUCAGAAGCCCGCGGAACUUUCCAUAACUCGGCUCCGUACGAGGUUCCAUUUUACAUUUUCAUGAAUAACGUGUCUCAGAACACACCACUUACACCGUGGGUCAAUCACGACUACUUUUUUCAGCCCUUCGACAUUGUUCCCCAAGACGAGGACAAGACGAGCGGCACAACGUUUACGGCGCGGACCAGGGGCUUCAGUACUAAUCCAUCCUGCUCUGACUUUGGUACUUACAACACAAUAAGGAAAGCGCCUCAGGUGAAUUACACAAUGACCAGGAACGGCGAAGCUGUGAAGGGUUGCAGCACAAGCUUUAUCACGAAAGAUAUAAAACUCGACAGCGAUUACGACAUCUUUCCCGGGCCGGCUUCGAAGGAGAUUGUGCAAAAAUUGGACACCUCAUACGACUUGACACCCUGCGAGACCACUUUGCUCAUGGGCUGGUCGCGGAUUUCUCAUGCUUCGAACAUCACCAAAUCAACAAACUCAACGACAACCACGAAACGAUCGCGAAGUACCGAGUUGGGGGAUGGAGAAAUCGCGAGCACAUUUGUCAUUUGUCAGCCACUCUUCGCCACGGCCAUGUUCGAUGUCACGGUGGAUUGGCAGGGCUACAUAAUCAACGCGACCCGGGCAUCCGAUGUUUCGGCAACGCUCGACUACCCACUCUCGACGAACCACACGGAUGCGAUAUCCGCACACGUCAACGAGCUCAUUGUCUCAACUCAAAAGAGCUGGCACAACGACAGCUUCUCCCGCGACUGGAUGAAUUACCUACUCAAGAUCCAACCGGGCCACGCGAACCUUCUCGACCCGAACAUCCCACCAAACGCUACCGCGCUGAUCCCCGCCCUCGAAGCCGUCUACCGUCAGAUCUUUGUCCUUCUCCUCGGCAACAACCAGAACUUUCUCGACACCUACCCCGAACCCGUGACCAUAUCCGGCAUCCGGCACACCACAGAGACGCGCAUCUUUCUGGACACCACCGCCCUCGUCAUCAGCCUCGUCGUCCUGGCCAUCAACAUCGUCGUGGCCGUCGCGGUGUACGGCCUGGCCAUCAAGCACUUCCUCCCGCGCAUGCCCACGACCAUCGGGUCCAUCCUCGCCUACCUCGCGCCCAGCAGAGCGGUGCGCGAGUACGACGGCGCCGGAGGCAGCCUCGAGAGCAAAGCCACGUUCAGCUUCGGUCGGUAUGUCGGCGAAGAUGGGCGCGCGCACGUUGGCAUCGAGCUUGACCCCUUUGUAGUGCCCGUGAAACUCUCCGCGUUGAGAAAGGGCGAUACGGAACCGAGAACAGGGCUGCUGGGGAGGCUGCUGGGGAGACGGAAAGCGGGACGGCGAGGUGAUACGUGGUUGUGA
Molecule: messenger RNA, 3795 nt
Organism: Colletotrichum abscissum
Lineage: Eukaryota; Fungi; Ascomycota; Sordariomycetes; Glomerellales; Glomerellaceae
Exons: 4
Coding region: 1-3795 (1264 amino acids)
Source: RefSeq, a predicted model, not a curated record